Molecule: messenger RNA, 1889 nt
Organism: Triplophysa dalaica
Lineage: Eukaryota; Metazoa; Chordata; Actinopteri; Cypriniformes; Nemacheilidae
Gene: zc4h2
Product: zinc finger, C4H2 domain containing
Exons: 5
Coding region: 133-807 (224 amino acids)
Biological process (GO): positive regulation of neuron differentiation
Cellular component (GO): nucleus
Source: RefSeq, a predicted model, not a curated record
UGUAGUCAACGUCGCGUUGCCGUUGUCCACAGCUGGUUAGCAUUUCCAUUGUCUUUUUUAUGAGAGUAGUAUCCGCCACUCUCUCUACAUCCUAAUUUUCCACACAAAACUCCUACGGGUUCGUAGUUCACCAUGUCGGAGGAGCAAGAGAUAAUGUGCAAGCUAGAGAACAUCAAAGAAAUACGAAAUAAAACUAUUCAGAUGGAGAAAAUCAAGUCUCGGCUCAGGAGUGAGUUUGACGCCCUGGAAUCGGAGGAGAAACAUCUCCGAGAGUACAAACAGGAAAUGGAUCUUCUACUGCAGGAGAAAAUGGCUCAUGUGGAGGAACUGAGACUUAUACAUGCUGAUAUUAAUGUGAUGGAAAACACAAUCAAACAGUCUGAGAGUGACUUGAACAAAUUGCUGGAGUCAACCAGACGGCUCCACGACGAAUACAAACCCCUGAAAGAACACGUGGACGCCCUGAGGAUGACCCUCGGCUUACAGAGACUCCCCGACCUCAGCCAGGAAGAGGAGAAGCUGUCUUUGGACUACUUCGAAAAGCAAAAGGCUGAAUGGCAGACAGAACCACAGGAGCCUCCUAUCCCAGAAUCCCUUGCGGCGGCUGCUGCUGCAGCCCAGCAGCUUCAGGCUGCUCGUAAACAGGAUGCCAGGCAGACAGCAACCUUCAGGCAGCAGCCUCCUCCUAUGAAGGCUUGCCUGUCCUGCCAUCAGCAAAUCCACCGGAACGCUCCAAUCUGUCCUCUGUGCAAAGCCAAAAGUCGUUCACGCAACCCCAAAAAACCCAAGAGGAAGCCAGACGAGUAACGCACACACUUACACUUGCAGCUCCAACCCCAACCAAGAACAAUUUACUUACAUAUUUACUCGCAUAAACACACACAUUCAUGCAUGCACAUUGCUAAACACACGUUCUUUAAUCAUGUGAUGCCCGUAUCUGCAAAUUAACACAUAAACACACAAAUGUCCUAAAGAAUGGACAGUCUGACCUCCCAUAGUGAUACUCAUCCCUUAGUUAAUUUGUCUUCCUGUUUCAGUGGACGUGAGAUAUACGUUUUUUCAAUCCCUUUUUAUAUAAGAGAAACAUUAGUGUUGUGUUUGUACAGUGCCUGUAUUUAGUAUGUAGUGGAAAUGGAUGCUGGUUUAGAAAUAUUGGAAGUGUACCUGUGUGGGUUUUAAUUGUUGUGCUUUAGUUUAAACUAAAUUAAAUGGCUUUAGUCAAUAGAGCAGUUUGUACGGUAUUCAGUUAAUGCUUAAACUGAUGUUUAAUAAUUUUGUAUUAACUAUGGUAUGAUUUUCACCAGAUAUUAUGCUUUUCAGUGUUUUUUCAUGAUUUCAGUGCAAAUUGUUGUCUUUUUUUGUAUUGUGUAACCGUGCCCUGUUCCUGACCACAUCAGUGUUCUGUAUGUUAGGGCCAUUCACACAGAACAGGUUCCUGCGUUCAGAAACCGCUACAUGCAUUGCAAGUAAAUACUACAGAAUGCAUUCGUUUUUAAAUGUAUUAAGGUUAAAACUUAAACAGAGAGAUCUGAUUUAUGGCCAGACAUUUAUUUAAAAUUACAGUUUUAUUCUUAAAAUACGACAUUGCACUCUUUGCAAGUAGCACAAACAGAACACGUUGUGAAUGUGUUGUGUGUGAACGGUCCUUUAGAUGUACAAAGAAAAUCUGGAAUGCAGAUUGAGAGUUUUUGAGUGCUUGUAAAACCAUCAUGCAGUUUGUGUGCAUAAGUUGUCAUUUCGGCACAGCCGAAUGUUUUGGAAAUUGCGUGAAGGAACAUUAAGAUUGUGUUAGAUUCUUUAGUAUUGAAUCUUGUGUUAACUUCACACUGAGAUUCAUUUUUUUAUAUAUUGAAUUAAAAUCUGUGAAACUAAUAAACCGUGGAACUUGA